GGCCGCGAGAAACGCUGUGGGGGGACAUGGCGGGGACCGGGACACCGAGAAACCGGGACACCCACCGAGGGACCGGGACACAGCGACAUAGGGACACAGCGACAUAGGGACACCGGGACAUAGGGACACCGGCCCGGGGCCCCUCGGAACCCAUGGGGUGAAGGGCGCACCGUGACCGACCCCGGAGGGAACACCGAGCCCUUGCGCUGCCCAGAGGGGUCCCGGGAGGAGCCGGGACAGACCCCCCGGUAGACCCUCGGGAGUCCGGCCAGGCCCUCCCCGCCCCACCUUGGUUAGGGGCAGCGUCUCUGAGGGGGCGAGGCUGGGGGUGCUGAGCCCUCCGUGUCCCCCCCGUGUCCCCUCCGUGUCCCCCCCCGUGUCCCCCCCCGUGUCCCCACCGUGUCCCCUCCGUGUCCCCCCCGUUCCCCCUUCCUGCGGGGUGGAGCUGCGAGGCAGGAAGGGCCCGGGGAGCAGCCGUGUUGGGUUUUCAGGGGUUUUGGGGUUUCGGUCCCCCACCCGCGGCCCCGCUAUAAAAGGUGUCACACGUAGCAGUCACCCAGGGCCAGUCGCCUGCUGUCACCGGCUGCGGGCUCGCCAUGGCUGCCUCCUUCCUGCUGCUGCUGCUGCUGCUGGGAGCACAGGCCACGGCCCCCCCGCCCUGCCAGGGUGACCCCAGCUCGUGGUGCUGGGACACGGCCACGGCCACGCGCUGUGGCUGGGAGCAGCAGUGCCAGCACCUGCGUGACAGCCUGGCCCUGGGGAACGUGGCUGAUGGGGACAACGUGGCUGAUGGGGACAACGUGGCUGACACGGCUGAUGGGGACAGCGUGGCACAGCGCAGGGUCGUUAAGUGCCGCCUGUGCACCAAGGUCCUGAAGAGGAUACAGAAGCUGGCAGGUGACAACCCUGACGAGUCGGCGGUGGCAGCAGCGCUGCAGAAGGGCUGCCGGAAGCUGGGCAGGGCCUUGGGCAAGGAGUGCCAGAAGCUGGUGAAGAACUACCAGGAGCAGAUCACCGAGGGGCUGCAGAACGGGGACACGCCCCGGGACAUGUGCAGUGCCAUGGGCAUCUGCCAGUCCUGAGCGCGGUCAGUGCCCACCUGCAUCCUGAUCCUGCAUCCUGUGUCCUGCACCUCGCAUCCUGCAUCCCCAUCCCAUACCCCCUGUGCCCUACCCUGUGUCCUGCACCCCACAUCCCGAUCCUGCAUCCUGCACCAUGCCCUGCACCUUGCAUGGCAGUCCCACACCCCCUGUCUGCACUGUGCCCUGCCCCCUACAGCCUGCUCCUGAACCCACAUCCUGCACCCAUAUCCUGAUCCUGCACCCCCUGUCCCAGUCCUGCACUGUGUCUUGAACCCUGCAUCCUGCACCCCACAUCCUGAUCCUGAACCCUCCGUCCUGCACCCCACAUUCUGAUCCCUAUCCCCCCUGUGCGUCCCACACUUUACACCCCGCAUCCCUCAGCCCACACCUGCCGGAGGGGUGGCAGUGUGCUUGGGGUUUCUGAAGCUUCCCUGCUGCACUCUGUAGGGUGGGGGUGAGCCAGGUCACCCCACAGUGCGUUGUGGAGCAGGGUGAGGGCUGGAGCAGCUGUUUCCACUGGCCCCUGACACCCCCUGCU
Messenger RNA from Onychostruthus taczanowskii (white-rumped snowfinch), 1620 nucleotides. RefSeq names its product prosaposin-like. The transcript has 4 exons. The record is from RefSeq and is a predicted model, not a curated record. Lineage: Eukaryota; Metazoa; Chordata; Aves; Passeriformes; Passeridae. Gene Ontology annotation, biological process: lipid metabolic process. Bases 597 to 1082 code for a protein of 161 amino acids.